AUGACUCUAUCGACAAUAUCAAAUAAUGAUGAUCUUCAAUCUGAAAUUCCUCCUAAAAGAUUCAAAAAUACAGAAACUGAAGAGGUUGAUCUUGAUUCUUUAGAGCGUGAUCCAGGAUUGCGUCGACAAAUUUGGGAAUAUCAUCCUAAUCAACGAGACGAGAUUCGUCGAGUUUAUUUGAAUCUGAAAGCAUAUCAACCUAUUUUUCAAGAAUAUCCAUUAAAUAAAAAUAUUAAGCACCCUCGAAGAUUUCAGUCAACUUGGUAUGAACAAUUUCCUUGGUUGGAGUAUUCACCCACUAAAGAUAAAGCAUAUUGCUUUCCAUGUUUUAUCUUCAACAAGCCUUCAGGAUGCUUAAAUCAAACUACAUUUACUGUUGAUGGAUUUGAUAAGUGGAAGAAAGUUCGAAAUGGAAAAGCUUGUGCUUUCCUAGGCCAUAUGGGAAAGGAUAAUGUAUCUUCACCCCAUCGUAAUGCUGAAAAGGCAUGUGAGGAUUUGAUGAACCAAACACAACAUAUAUCAAGGAGAUUUGAAAAUUUUAAUGAUGAACAAGUUGCAACUAAUCGUCUUCGAUUGAAGGCUCACAUACACGUGGUGUUAUUACUUGCACUUCAAGGAAUUCCGUUUAGAGGUCAUGAUGAGAAAUCUAGUUCAUCUAAUCGUGGCAAUUUUCUUAAAUUUUUGGAUGUGCUGACCAUGUACAAUGAUGAACUUUCAAAGGCAAUUGCGAAAGCUCCAAAAAAUGCCAAAUAUACAAGUCACGAUAUUCAGAAACAAAUACUUCAUGUGUUUUCGGUGAGAGUGAAAAAUACAAUUCGUGAAGAAAUUGGAGUUGCCAAGUAUUGCAUAAUUGUUGAUGAAGCCCGAGAUGAGUCAAAAAGAGAGCAAAUGUCUAUAGUAUUGAGGUUUGUGGAUAGUAAUGGAUUCAUUCAAGAACGUUUUUUUGGCUUUGUUCAUGUAUCUGAUACUGCGGCUUUAACUUUAAAGGAUGCUAUAUAUUCUGCUUUGGCUCACUACAAUUUGGAUGUUCAAAAUAUUAGAGGUCAAGGGUAUGAUGGUGCUAGUAAUAUGAGGGGCGAGUUUAAUGGAUUGCAAGCUUUGAUUAUAAAAGAUUGUAAAAGUGCUUAUUAUGUUCAUUGCUUUGCUCAUCGGUUACAAUUGGCUUUCGUUGUAGCAGCAAAAAAUGUGACACCUAUUCAUCAAUUUUUUGAUAGAUUAACUUUUAUAGUUAAUAUUGUUGGUUCUUCAUGUAAGCGUAAUGAUGAAUUGAAGAAUGCUCAUGCAGAUGACAUUGCAUAUUUGAUUGCUAUUAAUGAACUCGAGACAGGGCGUGGACUUAAUCAGAUAGGUACUUUACAACGAGCUGUUGAUACACGCUGGAGUUCUCAUUUGAGAUCAUUGAAAGGCCUAAUUAAGAUGUUUAGUGCAUCGUGUACGGUAUUGCUCAAGAUUAUGGAUGAUGGGCUUCCUUCUCAACGAGCAGAUGCAACAACUGUUUAUAAUGAAAUGACUUCCUUUGAUUUUGUAUUCAUCUUGCAUCUUAUGAAAGAGAUUAUGGGGAUCACAGAUAUUCUUUGUCAGACUUUACAAAGUAAGUCUCAGGAUAUUAUAAAUGCAAUGGAGCUUGUAUUAUCUACUAAGAAUUUACUUCAACAGAUGAGGGAUAACAAGUGGGAUGAUUUGUUUGUAAAAGUGAAAUCCUUUUGUGAACUUCGAAAUAUUGACAUUCAUGAUUUCAAUGCUCCAUAUAUUAAUAAACGAGGUCGAGGACGUGCUCAUCAAGACAAUUUUACCAUUGAGCAUCAUUAUCGAAUAGACCUCUUUUAUGCUUCGAUAGAUUCACAGUUGCAAGAAAUUAAUGGUCGCUUUAGUGAUGGUGCUAUGGAAUUGCUCACUUUUAGUAAUGCACUAAAUCCUCAAAAUGCAACGGAGUCUUUCAGAGUUGUGGAUAUAUGUAAAUUAGUUGAAAAGUUUUAUGCUCAGGAUUUUACCAGAGAUGAAAAAGAACAAUUGGAGAUGCAAUUGAAGCAUUACGAGUAUAACGUAGUCAAAGGGUCCGACUACAAAAAUCUUUCAACCAUUUCAGAAUUAUGUCAAUGGUUGGUAAAGACUAACAAGUCUGUUACAUACAACCUCAUUUUUAGAGUGAUCGUACUUGUGCUUACUCUUCCGGUUUCUACGGCUACUUCAGAACGAUCAUUUUCUGCGAUGAAUAUUGUGAAAACAAGGCUUCGAAGCAAAAUGGAGGAUGCUUUUCUCUCAGAUGCAUUAAUGGUAUAUAUUGAGAGAGAAAUUGCUAGAAGUGUGAACAUAGAAGCUAUCAUUGACGAUUUCGAAAAUUUAAAAGAACGUCGAAUUCCUUUUAGUUAG
Zingiber officinale is the source of this 2370-nucleotide messenger RNA. Its product is annotated as zinc finger MYM-type protein 1-like. Gene Ontology annotation, molecular function: protein dimerization activity. The transcript has a single exon. NCBI's taxonomy places the organism in Eukaryota, Viridiplantae, Streptophyta, Magnoliopsida, Zingiberales, Zingiberaceae. Bases 1 to 2370 code for a protein of 789 amino acids. The record is from RefSeq and is a predicted model, not a curated record.